GUUCCAUGGUUGGUUCGGAGCGCGAUGAGCCGCCCGUCCUCCACCGGCCCCAGCGCUAACAAACCCUGCAGCAAGCAGCCGCCGCCGCAGCCCCAGCACGCUCCGUCCCCGGCUGCGCCCCCGGCCGCCGCCACCAUCUCGGCUGCGGGCCCCGGCUCGUCCGCGGUGCCCGCCGCGGCGGCGGUAAUCUCGGGCCCCGGCGGCGGCGGCGGGGCCGGCCCGGUGUCCCCGCAGCACCACGAGCUGACCUCGCUCUUCGAGUGCCCGGUCUGCUUUGACUAUGUCCUGCCCCCCAUCCUGCAGUGCCAGGCCGGGCACCUGGUAUGUAACCAAUGCCGCCAGAAGUUGAGCUGCUGCCCGACGUGCAGGGGCGCCCUGACGCCCAGCAUCAGGAACUUGGCUAUGGAGAAGGUGGCCUCGGCGGUCCUGUUUCCCUGCAAGUACGCCACCACGGGCUGCUCCCUGACCCUGCACCACACGGAGAAGCCAGAACACGAAGACAUCUGUGAAUACCGUCCCUACUCCUGCCCUUGCCCCGGAGCCUCUUGCAAGUGGCAGGGAUCCCUGGAAGCCGUGAUGUCCCAUCUCAUGCACGCCCACAAAAGCAUCACCACCCUGCAGGGAGAAGACAUCGUCUUCCUGGCCACGGACAUUAACCUGCCGGGGGCCGUCGACUGGGUGAUGAUGCAGUCGUGCUUUGGCCACCACUUCAUGCUGGUGCUGGAGAAGCAGGAGAAGUACGAGGGCCACCAGCAGUUCUUCGCCAUCGUGCUGCUCAUCGGCACCCGCAAGCAAGCCGAGAACUUUGCCUACAGACUGGAACUGAACGGGAACCGGCGGAGACUGACCUGGGAGGCCACGCCCCGGUCCAUCCAUGACGGUGUGGCCGCGGCCAUCAUGAACAGCGACUGCCUUGUUUUUGACACAGCCAUAGCACAUCUGUUUGCGGAUAAUGGCAACCUUGGAAUCAAUGUGACCAUUUCUACGUGUUGUCCGUGAGGCGCUGGAAUUAUCUGGGCACAGUGCUCUAUGGGGAAUAAAGGUUUUUACAGGUGUUCUAUUCACUGUGUCCUCAGGGAUCAAGACCCUCAGUUACCCCAUGUUCUGUUUGAACAAGCAGCUUCUCAUCUGGCAUUAGUCCAGCAGAGUUCAUUAAACAGGAAUGAAUGGGGUUGGCCUGUUAGUCAUUUGGAGUCUGUUCUGUGAUCUAAAAUCAACUUUAUUAUUACAUUUUAUUUACUUCCUGAACAGCACUUGACCGGUGGCUCAGGGCUCCAGAAGACCAGGACGUUAGGAAUGGGAGGCUCCUUUCUGCCUGGCUCCCUCUCUUGGUCCCUCCACGUUGACAAAAGCACAGUGACUGUCAAUAGAUUCCUUAACUUUUACCUUGUUUUUAGCGGGGGUAGGAAUUGUUUAAAUGCAUUUUAAGCAGUGUUUCUCAAACGGGAUGGCAAACCAAUAGGCACAGAAUCACCUGUAGUGCUCAUCUUAAACAUGCAGAUCUGGGGAGCCUGUGAAUUUAACCAUCUCAUCAGGUGAUUCUGUUCGACAAUAAAGUUUGAGAAUUACUGGGUUAAAUUGUGGAAAGGGUCCAGAUUUUAAAGGUGCUUUACGAUUGCCCUCUACUGAUACUGUUUGUCUAUUUCAUGCCCCCACCACCUACCAUGCCCAGAUUAGAACCAGAACUGCAGAUCCCCAGGAACACACUCCUGAGAUUUGGUCACUCUCUUGUAUUUGGGGUGAAUUGCCUAGGAAAGUGAAUCGUAUGGCCACUGAUAGGUGUCACAUAAUUAGUUUUUGCUCAUCACUAGUACAGAUGACCUGUUUACAUGUGGCUUGCCUCAGAGGCCGUCCUUGACUGUAGAUGGUGGGAAAGACUAGAUCAGUAGAGUUGGAAAUGCUUUAUCACCAGUGUCAUAUGCUUGCUAUUUAAAGGUAUGUGUUGGAUUGUUGUUGUUUUUUGCCACAUUCACUUUAGUUUUUUAAUAAAUAUUUUCCAAAAAUGAA
Molecule: messenger RNA, 2007 nt
Organism: Mustela erminea (ermine)
Lineage: Eukaryota; Metazoa; Chordata; Mammalia; Carnivora; Mustelidae
Gene: SIAH2
Product: siah E3 ubiquitin protein ligase 2
Exons: 2
Coding region: 25-999 (324 amino acids)
Biological process (GO): proteasome-mediated ubiquitin-dependent protein catabolic process; multicellular organism development
Cellular component (GO): cytoplasm
Molecular function (GO): ubiquitin conjugating enzyme binding; ubiquitin protein ligase activity; zinc ion binding
Source: RefSeq, a predicted model, not a curated record